GAUGCCAAGGGCGUUUUUCUCUAGUCACACUUUCGCCGUUUUCGAUCCCCGUUAGCAUUCUACAAGUGCCUCACCUUCUGAUUGCACAUCGGUAUAUUCGAGGAAACCGACAAUUGAAACAUGGUCCGCCUACUACUCGUCGCAGCUCUGGCUGCUACUUCAACCGCUCUCGCCAUAGGUCGAGGAACCGACCAGGAACCCCUGUUCACGAUCCAGUUGGAACCCGGCGUGACGCAACAGGUGACCGAAGCCGAGAAGUUGGCACUGAAAUUUCAAGGAAAGUCGUUCAUCGACAUCACCAACCGGCCGAACCUUGUACAAUCCGCCACAACCGACGCGUCGGUCAAGGCCGCGGCGGCAGUAUCGUAUCCCAGCGCGCUAAACCAGACCGAAGCGGUUCGCGGUCUCAUCUCCAAGCUCAGCAGAGAAAACGUGCAGGAGAAAUUGACGACGUUGACCGAGUUCCACUCCCGAUUCUACAACACCACAUGGGCCAAGGACGCUUCCGACUGGCUGCUCUCCGAGGUCCAGGGGCUCCUCUCGGAGAGCAAGGCCGCAGGCGCAACGGUCAAGACAUUCGAGCAUAGGUGGGCGCAGAACAGCAUCAUCGCGACGAUCCCCGGAAGGUUAACCGACAAGAUCGUAGUGGGCGCGCAUAUCGAUUCCAUUAAUCAGGAGGGCUGGGAGGCUCGAUCGCCCGGUGCCGAUGACGAUGGAUCUGGCUCUAUAACGAACCUGGAAGCUUUGAAGGCCCUCCUGAGCGAUCCCAAAAUUGUAGCCGGCGAGGCUGACAACACCAUCGAAUUUCACUGGUACUCCGGCGAGGAGCUUGGCUUACUUGGUAGUGGUGAAAUCUUCGAUUCAUACGCUGCCGAUGGAGUCGUUGUCAUGGCGAUGCUUCAGCAGGAUAUGACAGGUUGGGGUAACAAUCCGAUGGGCGUCAUAACCGACUACGUCGACCAAGGUCUCACAGCUUUCAUCCGCCUAGUCAGCGAGUACACGGACAUCGGCUACGUCGACACGCGCUGCGGAUACGCAUGCUCGGACCACGGAUCAGCAACGGCAGCCGGAUACCCAGCCGCUUUUGUUAUCGAGUCCGAUAGGAAAAUUGACAACAGGAACAUCCACAGCGCGAAGGACACUCUCGACACCAUCAACUACGACCACAUGCUCGAACAUUCUAAGCUCGUCCUUGGUUACGUGUAUGAGCUCGCGUUUACUGCUCUAUAGUUAAAAUCAUUUGAAGUCUACCAGCUAUUAUGUAAACGGGUUGUCUGUAUAUACCUAAAUCGACGCCUACGUAUAUCGCGGGAAAUUCCAUAGCAAGACCUUAUUUAAACUUGAUUUAAGUGAAA
Daldinia caldariorum is the source of this 1355-nucleotide messenger RNA. RefSeq names its product Zn-dependent exopeptidase. Gene Ontology annotation, biological process: proteolysis. The transcript is spliced from 5 exons. The record is from RefSeq and is a predicted model, not a curated record. Bases 121 to 1230 code for a protein of 369 amino acids. Lineage: Eukaryota; Fungi; Ascomycota; Sordariomycetes; Xylariales; Hypoxylaceae. Gene Ontology annotation, molecular function: metalloexopeptidase activity.